ACGGGGGGCGGGCAGCGGGGCCCAGGGCUGUUCCGGGAGGGCCCGGCCGGGAGCGGAGGAGGCCGGCUCGGAGGAAGUGAUGGAAGCUGAGGAAACAGGAAGAGCCGCGGCCGGACACCUUUAUCCAGUAGAUAUUUUAGCAAGUAAUCCUGAGGUUAUCCAAGAAGCAGCUGAGGCCUACUAUGAAAAACUUUUGCAGCAAGCUUCAUCAUCUCCUGAGUUUUUUUCCAUUCCUGGUGAAGAGAAGGUUAAACUUGAAGAUUCCUGUAUGUGUUUCCUUCCUGUGUACCGAGAAGACCCAAAAUAUAAAAUUUUGGUGUUAACAGAUCCACAGGAUAAAGAAAGAGUUUUGGCAAUUUACCUUAACCAGUCCUGGUGGCCCAUUGAAGAUAUAGUGAAGACUGCUGAUUCCUCUAGAGAAGGGCUUAUACAGGUCCAAACAUUUGGAGAAAGGAUUGUCCUCUUUGUUCUCAACUACAUUAUUUUUGGAAUGUUAGAAAGGAGUUCAGCUAAUGAUACAUUCUUUGUAUCUCAUUCCGCCCAGGAGUCUGCCAAAAUAUUCUGGAGGAAAGGAGAUGCUGUUGCCUUUUACACAGUCAAAAUGAAAGGAAGCCUGUGUGAUGUUAACUCCUGUCAAUGCUACCUGCUCCCAGUUCUGGAUACUGUUUUUGUCCGGAGAAAAUACAGAAGGUGCGGCCUAGGGAUGAAAAUUCUGCAUGAUUUCUGUCAAUCUUUUGGGACCGAAGAUGCCUUGGGGAUCAGCUUCCCUAUUUCUGCUGACAUGUACCAAGUUUGCCAGAAAUUCUUGCAGACCCAUCCAGAGGAGCAGGAUCGACUGUGGGAGGUGGAAGCACCAGGGGACUGGAGCCAGCGUGUUAGUAUCUGGUUAAAGAUUCAGCUGGAAACUGCCCUUUCAGAAAAAAACACAGUUAGUCAGACUGCUUCAGAGGAGGAAGGAGGCUGUCAUAUAGAGGGAGCUCAGGAUGAUGAACCCAUAUGCUUAGAUGCAGGCCCGAUGAAUGAGGGAGGUGAAUGUAUUCCUGAUAUUAGGAAAGUGGCACAAGAAGCCAGAGACGACAAAGGUAACGCAGCAGGAGAAGCAAGGACAUUACACCUGCAAAUUCCCAAGGAGGAGGACUUUAGUCAAGGUACAGCUGAUACGCAGCAAUGUAAGGGAUCUAGGAAAAGAGCAAGGACUAUGGGCCUGCUGGAAGACAAGACUGCUAAGUAUCUCCGAAUGAUGCCUUAAUUCCCUCACUCAAGGAGCAAGAUCCACUGUGCAGUCAUAAAAGGCUAAAAUAAUAGACUAAAAUAGUCAUAAUCUCUAACCACACUGAGAUUUCUCCAGAUUAGUUACAAGGGUUUUGCAAGGCAAAUAUUCAGAAUCUUUUAAAAAAAAUAAAAAUAAACUAUUGUUCUUUUAA
Molecule: messenger RNA, 1424 nt
Organism: Caretta caretta (loggerhead turtle)
Lineage: Eukaryota; Metazoa; Chordata; Testudines; Cheloniidae
Product: protein FAM169B
Source: RefSeq, a predicted model, not a curated record